Sorex fumeus (smoky shrew) is the source of this 923-nucleotide messenger RNA. RefSeq names its product glutamine amidotransferase class 1 domain containing 1 (gene GATD1). The coding region runs from base 81 to 740 and encodes 219 amino acids. The record is from RefSeq and is a predicted model, not a curated record. NCBI's taxonomy places the organism in Eukaryota, Metazoa, Chordata, Mammalia, Eulipotyphla, Soricidae. The transcript is spliced from 7 exons.
GCACGCCCCGCCGCGCCCCGCCGCUCCCCGCCCCGCUCGCGCCCCGCGCGGGGCCGGCAGCGCGGCCCCCGCCUCUGGCCAUGGCCUCGGAGCGGCUCCCCAGCCGGCCCGCCUGCCUGCUCGUGGCCAGCGGCGCCGCGGAGGGUGUGUCCGCCGCCUCCUUCCACCACUGCUUCACGCUGGCCAGCGGCGCCUUCAACCUGCAGGUGGCCACGCCGGGCGGGAAGCCCAUGGACUUCGUGGACGUGAGCGAGAGCAACGCGCGCUGGGUGCAGGAUUUCCGCCUCAAGGCCUACGCCAGCCCCGCCAAGCUGGAGUCCAUUGACGGUGCCCGUUACCACGCCCUCCUGAUCCCCAGCUGCCCCGGCGCGCUGACCGACCUGCUGGGCAGCGGGUCCCUGGCCCGAAUCCUGCAGCAUUUCUGUGCGGCGAGCAAGCCCAUCUGUGCUGUUGGCCACGGGGUGGCCGCGCUCUGCUGUGCCACCAAGGAGGACGGGUCCUGGGUGUUCCAGGGCUACAGCGUGACGGGGCCCUCCGUGUAUGAACUGGUAAGGGCGCCCGGCUUUGCCGCCCUGCCCCUGGUGGUGGAGGACUUCGUGAAGGACGCGGGUGCCAACUUCAGUGCCAGUGAGCCGGACGCUGUGCACGUGGUGCUGGACCGUCACCUGGUCACUGGGCAGAACACCCGCUCCACUGUCCCCGCCGUGCAGAACCUGCUCUUCCUGUGCGGCACCCGCUGACCGUCACUGGUGCCCCCUGCAGUUGGACCCCACUGUUCCCUUCUGCCCUGGGCAGCUGCAUAGGUGUGGAGACACGGGUCUCCUGUAGCCUGCCCUGGCCGAGCAGGUCAGCUGAACCCAGGGUCCCCAGGGAGGUACCCGUGCUGCACCGCAGGACUGUCCACAGGGAGUGCCCCCUGCCCG